Messenger RNA from Glycine soja, 345 nucleotides. RefSeq names its product soluble epoxide hydrolase-like. NCBI's taxonomy places the organism in Eukaryota, Viridiplantae, Streptophyta, Magnoliopsida, Fabales, Fabaceae. The coding region runs from base 1 to 345 and encodes 114 amino acids. The transcript has 2 exons. The record is from RefSeq and is a predicted model, not a curated record. Gene Ontology annotation, molecular function: hydrolase activity.
AUGCAUUUUGCGGAGAAAGGGGAAGGGCCAGUGGUGUUGUUCUUGCAUGGCUUCCCUGAUCUCUGGUACUGCUGGCGCAACCAGAUUCUGAAUCUGAGCGAACUGGGUUACCAUGCAGUGGCCCCCGAUCUCCGAGGCUACGGUGACACCCAAGUCCUAGGCCACGAUCAUGAUAAAGCGAGCAGAUACACAGACUAUAUCUUCAACGGCGGUUUCAAGCAAGAUGUGCCAUCUUUGGAGGAAGUGAAAGUGCUUCCUGGGGUUGGACACUUCAGCAUUGCAGCAGAGGCAGCAGACAGAGUCAACACUGAAAUUUAUAACUUUAUUCACAAGUUCCCAAACUGA